GAAGACCUUCAGGAUGGAGGUGCCCUUCUCAGACCCGGUGGUCUUUAAGGAGAGAAGGGCGGAACAAGGUGUCACAACCUUCACGCUUCAGCUGAUCUACGGCCUGGUCAUCUUUCCAGAGUACGCUCCUUUCUCUCACUCUGCCGUUGUGGACGCUGUACUGCUGGACAUUGUGCCACCCUCAGUCACUGGCAACUGUGAUCAGGAGAACUUCCACAUCACUGUGGACUACAGGAACCAAGAGCCCUUUUUUGUGGUCUUGGUUGGCAAGCGGCUGCUUAACCAUGAGUUUGCUCAACAGUAUUUAACAGAGGGCGACACAGACUUCACCAUCACGUUGCCCUUCUCUUCGCCGGACGCAGUGUUUGAGUCGGUUCACUCGUCCUCUGUCAGGAGCAGACUGGAUGUGGCUCUGUUGAAUCCUUACAACAACAUGACCAUCAAAUACUUUUCCCUGGCUUGCAGCUUCCUCAAAACGCUGACUGAGUGUUUCUCUAACGGAACGAUGACUGCGCUGGCAGUGAAGGUGGAGUCUGCUCCCGGUCUGAACCCCGGUCAGCUGACCCUGAGCGACCCCGCCUGUGGUCCCACCUACAGUGACGAUCGCUUCGCCUACUUCCACUUCACUGUGAACUCCUGUGGCACCACCAGGAAGUUUAUCAACAAUGUCAUGCUGUAUGAGAACGAAAUCUCCUUGCCAGAUGAACUUGAGGUGAAGCUGAAUGCCACGACGUCUUCAGAGGAGGAAUAUCAGUUAAAGGUUUCCUGCUACUAUGUGGCCAACAUCACUCGCACAUUGGCCUUUCUGACCAGGCCGCGUGACAACGAGCCUUUUGCCGAGACUGGGACGGGUCGACUAAUGGUCAGAAUGAGACUCGCUCAGGACGCCUCGUAUAACACGUUCCACCAGGAGGAGGACUAUCCAGUGGUGAGGUACCUUAGACAGCCUCUGCACUUUGAGGUGGAGCUGACCACGUCCUCUGAUCCCAAGGUAGCGCUGGUGCUUGACCACUGCUGGGCCACCCUCAACGAGGACCGUGACUCCCGACCCCGGUGGAAUCUCAUCAUUAAUGGCUGUGAGAACCCCGAGGAUCCAUACCGUGUGGUCUUCCACCCGGUAGAAGCUGACGCCAGGGUCCACUUCCCCUCUCACGUCAAACGCUUUGAGGCCUAUAUGUUUUCCUUCGCCGAUGAUGCGGUUGAGCCGAGUGGCCAGGUCUUUGUCCAUUGUGAUGUGGUCAUCUGUGAUGCCAGUAGUCCCACUGGCGGCCCCUGUAGUGGACAAUGUGUGAAUCAGGACAACCUGAAAAGAGGUCAACAACAUGUCAAAGACCUCUUUGAGGAGCGUCAUGUAUAUGUUUCUUCUGGAUACAUUCUUUGGGUGUAAUGUAUUGUUCUAACAUGACAAAUAAAGUGUUCUCUAUUAAACAAUCCUAA
This is a messenger RNA of Oncorhynchus kisutch (coho salmon), 1437 nucleotides long. RefSeq names its product zona pellucida sperm-binding protein 2-like. The transcript has 11 exons. The record is from RefSeq and is a predicted model, not a curated record. NCBI's taxonomy places the organism in Eukaryota, Metazoa, Chordata, Actinopteri, Salmoniformes, Salmonidae. The coding region runs from base 14 to 1387 and encodes 457 amino acids.